GGUAAAAGGUUUGUUGCUUCUGAUGUUCCGUAGCCUGAUCUAUUCGCUUUCGAUCUCUCGUGCAACGUGAGGUAACCUCGUUGACUGCAUCCCUCAUCUUUCUGUUAUCAGUACAACCCAGCAAGAGUAGGGUAUCUCGGCCUGCCAGCGUGAUGGCGCCGGUCAUAUGGGGUCUUGACCUCGCAGAAAUACGAUGGGGCAAGUUCGCCUCCAAGUAUAUGUUUGGCAAUCGAGACUACCACCUGCGGCGAACGAAAUUCGUGGUAUAUCAAUGCGCGCUCAUUUUCUGCGUUGUCUCCGAAUCGCUGGGCACGGCGGCGCUGUCGGAUUACAUUGAUCAACAGCGCCGCAUCCAGACCAUCGAUCACCGAGCAUAUGUUUACAAUAAUGACUACAUCGGCGCAGCGUCGUACAAUAUCUUUGCUGGCGUUUUCAUCGCAUUCAUCUUCGGCGCCGCAUUCUUCUUCGAUUUAAUCUGGCCAGAGAGAUACGAGAGCAAGAGCGUGCGGUUGGCGUGGCAGAUUUGCGCAGCGUUAUCCGUCAUCUUCCAUCUUGCGUCGGCAGUCACACUGACUAUCAUCACCUGCACACGACGGGCGUACAUUACUGGAGUCAGUGCUGCUCGAGCGGAGUAUCUGCUAGGUCAGUUCCAUAAGGACGCCGGCCCACAGCUUGAGUACGGGAGAAACGGCAGAGCGCUAGCAGCAGUGGUAUUUGUGUGGAUAGGAUGGGUGAGCGUCGCCGCGAGUGGAGUGUUACUAUGCCAAUCGAUCCACAACACGGUCUCAGGUGGUGGACCCAAAUCCAGGCAUGCGGCAGGAAGGGAAGAAGCACAUUACUACGCGACCACCGGAAGGCGGCAGCCGGAGAUCGUCCGCAACCCCAGCAUAGUUGAGACGGGAACGGAGAAAGAGACGUCGAUUGACGAUCCAGAACGAGCGCAGUCGGCACCGUCGUAUUCAGCUUCCCCUCGGCGCGGAGACGGCUUCACCAACGCGUCACCGGCGGCCGAUAUGCGAUCUGCGCCUUGAGGAUGCAGAUACGCGUCACAGGUAUAGCAGGAAUGGACGGUCAACGCCGGUGCACGCUUUGCAGCAGCAUGGAGCUCUUGGACAGAACAGUCCACAGAGUUCCAUGCAAGGCCGAGAUACGAGUAUGAUGACGGAAGAGACGACUUUCUCUGUUCUUGCAACAGGCAAGCCCAAGCACGGGGAGGAAUCCGAUGCUGCUCCGACGCCGUUAAGCCGAAGAAGCUGGGCGGCGUUGACGAGUGGUCUGGCCGAUUCGGGGUGGAGCAGUCGGUAAUGAUGCGUAGGAGGGACUAGGCAGGUAAAGACCGAGAUAUCGUCUGGCCAUAACGGAGUAGCGUAGGCCAGGCAUCACCGGAUGUAGGCAGUCUGUAAUAUUAAUGCUCAUGUUGGACUACACCUCAAC
Messenger RNA from Baudoinia panamericana UAMH 10762, 1434 nucleotides. RefSeq lists its product as uncharacterized. Bases 153 to 1031 code for a protein of 292 amino acids. NCBI's taxonomy places the organism in Eukaryota, Fungi, Ascomycota, Dothideomycetes, Mycosphaerellales, Teratosphaeriaceae. The record is from RefSeq and is a predicted model, not a curated record. The transcript has 2 exons.